CAAGCUGAAGAUCUCGGUCAGCGGGACGAAAGCUAUGCUUUUCCCUCUGUGAUGAGGGCGUUAAGUGAGGCUGUAAACGCUUGGCUUGGAGGGAAACCCGGGGAAGGCGCUGCUGGCAGCGCGGGGGGAGCUGGUGGUCCCCAUGCUGCCGCCACACGCGCCUCAGAGCUCGUCAGUGUGCACCUAGAACGCAAGGGACACUGACAGAACACCGGUGGGUUUCGAUGAACAUGAACAUAAUCCUGCAUAAAAGUCCUGCACAACAGAAAAAGUGAUGGCUGCGACCAUCUCCACGAAGCGUGUAACUCCUGGUACUGCUCUUCAGUUAUUUUUCCAACAAGCAGCUCUGCAAAAGAUCAGUUUCUGUAGUAAAUCAGACACGGAUAAUACUCUUGAAGCAUAUUUGAGACAUAUGGUUAAAAGCCCACGUUUUCAGAUCCUAGGAGUGGAACAAAAAUCUUAGUCAAAGUUCUAAAAAUAAAACCCUGCAUUUUAAAUUAGGUACCCUUCAUAAGUUGUGUGCUGUCUCAUGCUAGAAAUGUGAGAUAGAAUUUAAGGUGUAUUCUUACUCCUUUCACCAGUGAUGAAAGUCUUGUGAUAAAACUACUUUACUGUGUAAGAGGAAGGCUCCUAGAAAGGAGGCAGAGAAUUGGAAUAAAAGAAGUGAUAUAGAAAUAGAAGUGCAAAAGCACUCCAGGGGUGUUUGGGAGACAGGGCAUCUACAGACAGAGUAUUAACAUCUGCAUGAUACCUUAAUCUAAGGCCCCUCUGAAUCCAAACCAAACCCAUGGGUUCAGAUUAAUUUCUCAGAGAUUAUGGGAUGAGACAAUUCAAGUCAGAGUGCAUGUUCAGUUGAAUUUUGCAAGUUUCACUCCAUUUCAUACUUGCAACAACUGUGCACAGACCCUGGAAAAAACAUUGGCUUUCAUUUUGACUUUGGCAUGUUGUUGUUUGGCUCUUGCACACUAGUUAUUUGUUCACAUUUACCACAAAUAAUCACUAGAAACCUAACCUGCAACUAGACUGUUGAAGUAACUUCUGGAGCGGUUUGUUUCCUUCUCUUUCCUCCACCCCCUUAAGACUUUUUGUCUUGUGGGAUUUGUUCGCAAUCUGCUAGCUGAAGCUCUAAGGCAAGUUUGCCAAAUCUAGGGCUGCAUCAUCGUUCAGCACAUCUGGAAGUGGUUUAUGGGCUCUCAUUCCUUCAGUGCCGCGUCUGGACUCUCUGCUAUUCCUCAGCAGCAGAGAGAAAAGAAAACCAACACAACUCCAAAGUAAACUUUGAAGAGUUUGAAAAAGGAAUUGAAUCUUAAAACUGUUUCUGUGCCCUGUAAGGCCCUUGUACAGGGGACUUUAAAGGAGGACGAUGGGCAAGGAAGCUUUGGCAAGAGUGCUUACAUCUGUGGGCUAUCUAGGAUCCAAGUAAAAAGCUCUUCAGGAGAAAGGAGUCCCGAAUACUGUGCUGCUUUAAAGAGACCACAGUUCAUAUCCAACAGAACAUAUGGCUCUUUUAAAGAAAAUUAACCAGAUCUUACUGUUACUUCUUGUCUUAACUGUAUGUGCAAUUCUGUACAACAAAGUUCACAAAGUGCCAUCUGCAUUAAAGAAUGAAGCAGUUGACUUGGAAAGUCCUGAGGAAAUGGAAGAAGAAAUCCCAGUUGUAAUCUGUGCUGCUGCAGGCAGAAUGGGUGCAGCUAUAGCAGCAAUCAGUAGCAUCUACAGCAACACGGAGGCUAAUGUUUUGUUCUACAUAGUUGGGCUGAAGAACACCAUCCCUCAUAUUCGAAAAUGGAUUGAAAAUUCUAAACUGAAAGAAAUAAAAUUUAAGGUUGUGGAAUUCAACCCCAUGGUACUAAAGGGAAAAAUCAGGCAGGAUGCAUCACGUCCUGAGCUACUGCAGCCUCUGAACUUCGUUCGAUUUUAUCUUCCUUUGCUUAUCCAGAAACAUGAGAAAGUCAUAUAUUUGGAUGAUGAUAUCAUUGUUCAAGGUGACAUCCAGGAACUCUAUGAGACUAAGUUAGCUCCUGGACAUGCUGCAGCUUUUUCAGAUGAUUGUGACCUACCUUCUACACAUGAAAUGGUUAGAAGUGUAGGCAUGCAGAACACAUACAUGGGAUUCCUGGACUACAGAAAGCAAGCAAUUAGAGAUCUUGGCAUCAGCCCCAGCACCUGCUCCUUUAAUCCUGGCGUAAUUGUUGCUAACAUGACUGAAUGGAAGCAUCAACGGCUUACAAAGCAGUUGGAAAAGUGGAUGCAAAGAAAUGUAGAGGAAAACCUCUACAGCAGCACCCUCGGGGGAGGUGUGGCGACCUCUCCGAUGCUGAUUGUAUUUCACGGAAAGUAUUCUGCUAUUAAUCCUAUGUGGCACAUACGGCAUCUUGGCUGGAGUCCUGAUACCCGCUAUUCGGAACAUUUCCUUCAAGAAGCGAAAUUACUUCAUUGGAAUGGGAGAUACAAACCUUGGGACUAUCCCAGUGUUCACACUGAUCUCUGGGAAAACUGGUUUAUUCCUGACCCUUCAGGGAAGUUCAAAUUAACUCGUCCUGACAGCUGAUACUGAAAACACUUAAGUACAUUUAUACUUCGUUUUGCAGCAUGCAAUAGUUUGAGAAGCAACAUGUCAAAUUGUGUAACUAACUGAAUUUAGAAAACUAAGUAUUUCUUAAAUAUUGUCAUAAAAUGACCGUGAGUUUUGAGGGCUUAUGGGUGGAGAGGGAGGUGGGAGAGUUAGUUAUAGUUCAGAUUAUCCUGACUUUCAAGUCAGGUGAGGAAACAAGUUUACUUGACAAUGAAAUACUUUCAUUAAAUAUUUACAGAGGUGAAAUCAGACAAUGUGUUUUAAUGCAAUAUCUUUAUAAAUAAGACUCUACUAGCUGCUGGCAGAAAACCGACACAGGAAAUACUUGCAAUAUUACAUAUAAGGUGGCUUUAGUCUACUAGCCCCAAUUAAAUAGCCCCCCCGAAAAAUUUAUGCAGCCUUUAAUAUGUAGAGUUCAGUUGUGUGGUGACUGUUCUGCAGUGUUUCUCUGCAGAAUGCCGUACUUGUGCAGUCAGACCGUAUUACAUACACCAGAGUGUAUUUAGACCACUGCUAGCAAGAUGCAAAAGCACAUUCAAAGACACUGCAAUACAAUUCCUGAUUUUAUUGUGAAACAGAGAUUUAAGACAGGUUAAGAACCUCCAUAUUACUGUAAUGAAAAGAGCACCAGUUCUGAGGAAAUACACAGAAAUUGCACUAUUUAGUGAAACGGUCAUUAUAUACUUAAUUGUAUUUUACACCUAGAUAAUCGAGUAGGUGCCUCUGUUCAAGAAGAGACCUUUCCCUUCAAAUCAAACAGGAUAGCAGUACAGUAGUUAGGUACUACUGUAUCCCCUAAUCAGCAGUGCUAGUUACAUGCUUCUGAUGUUGCUGAAAAAUAAAAUUGAAUUGUAACAAAUCCCUGAUACAAGAUACUUUGAGCACCUGCAGGAAAAUGUCCAUGUAAACAGCAAUACAUGAUACAGUACACAUUAAAUAACAGACAAGACAAAUCCUAUACCUUUUUGACAAUAUAUUGAACAGCUUUAUGCUGGAGCUAAUCAACAUCAUCAUAAUGCACACUUCUGGAUUUCAGACGGUCAGAAUUAAGCCACAUAAUUUGGGAAGAAAACUGUAAACAUCAUGCCUGCCUCACAGCAGGUUGACAGUGUGUGAUCUCCAUGAGAGACGUUACAGCAGGAUUACUAUCUAUGCCAACUAGUUACACUCAAUGCGGGGCAACUGUCAGUGGCUGUGAGGAAAGGAUAAGAAUGGUACAGGAAUCUCUGACCAGCACGGACUGUGGAGAUACUGUUCGUAUCUGUUUUCAAGUAUGUGAAGCACCUUCUCUCAUAAGAUCAUCAAAACUUGAAUGUUUUGAUCAGCUUAUUGCUUUUACUUCAUCUCUUCCUCACAUCAUAAAAGAGGGAAAGAAGAUGAUAGUUAGGCACAAGCAUGGAUUCUCAUUUCUCAGGCCACCAGUAUCGGCCAAAAGUGUGUAUUAUUUCAGCAAGUUCCAAAGAAGAGAGCUCUACCAACAGCUGACUUCUUGUUCAUGGAACAGCUGCCCUUGUCUUCACCUUAGUAUUUUUCACUUGUAAGAGUAGUAAGAAUACCCUCUAAGGUCUUACAGAGUGAAGAUAAAUUAAUGUUAAAAACAGCUUAAUCACUUCUUCUUUCACCCUGUGCUAAUUGUACCUGAUAGAAAUAACAUAACUGUAGAUAUUUUUGCAGGGAAUAUGGUCUUUCACUUCCCUGCAAUGUAACCUGUUUUCUUACUAGAGGUCAGGUGAAGAGACUAAUCACACAAGUGACUGAGAAUUUAAAUGCCACAGAUUCAAGAACCACUGUUUUUUUAAGGAAUUCUAGUUUCUUACAUUAGAAUUUAAGGGGAAAAUAGAUGGAAUGAUAGGAACAACUUACCCUAAGAUAGCUCAGCUAGAAUAUUUCAGGUCCUGUCCUGCAUGACACAAAUUUUCCUCCCCAGCAUUUUGACUUGAGAUGUCUCUGCUCCCUUAACCCUGAAUAUGGUCCAAUCACUAGACAGACAGACCUCUAUUCCUGCCCUAGAAAAUACUCAGUACUCACAGCUGCAGAACUUAACCUUCUGCACUUUUUAAGAAAGUAAAAGGAAGUUUUAAAAAGCACAAUUUGUUUAACUGUGCAUAAUUAAAAACACCACUUCAUGUAAGGUAAGGGGGUACACCUCCCAUUUUCCCCUCUAGAUAUAUAAAAGGACUAUGAGAUAUCCAAACACUGAGGCAUCAAUAGAAGUAUACUGAUGUGCUUACUACUACAUUACAAUUCAUGGAAUAAAAUUAACGCCCCAAAGAAAUUGACACAAUGAGAAAGCAAUUUGUCAAAAACUGCAAGAAAUGGCAUACAUUAAAUAUAAAACUCAUAUACAAAAAAGGCUAACUUUUUUUU
Molecule: messenger RNA, 4942 nt
Organism: Oxyura jamaicensis (ruddy duck)
Lineage: Eukaryota; Metazoa; Chordata; Aves; Anseriformes; Anatidae
Gene: GLT8D2
Product: glycosyltransferase 8 domain containing 2
Exons: 10
Coding region: 1499-2551 (350 amino acids)
Cellular component (GO): Golgi apparatus
Molecular function (GO): glycosyltransferase activity
Source: RefSeq, a predicted model, not a curated record